Molecule: messenger RNA, 2357 nt
Organism: Balaenoptera musculus (blue whale)
Lineage: Eukaryota; Metazoa; Chordata; Mammalia; Artiodactyla; Balaenopteridae
Gene: ICAM2
Product: intercellular adhesion molecule 2
Exons: 7
Coding region: 445-1374 (309 amino acids)
Biological process (GO): cell-cell adhesion
Cellular component (GO): membrane
Molecular function (GO): integrin binding
Source: RefSeq, a predicted model, not a curated record
CGCUGCUCCAGACGAGGUGCACUGAGAGGUGGCUGGUACCAGGAAGACAGCAGUCCCAGCCUCCCUUGAAGUUAGGUUAGGGCAUGUGACCAAUUCCGGCCACUGGUCCAUUUAAGAGCCGGCACGACACUCCUGUGCUCUCCGUUCGACUCAGUGAUGGGCCAUCGUGGAGGCACAAAACGGAAGCCAUGUGAAUCACAGAGUCACCUGACUCAGAACAGACUUCUCAUCAGCAAAACAAGAAACCCUCGCGCUCGGCCAUGGAAAUGUCUGGGUUCAUCACCGCGGCUGAGCUGAGCCCUCCUGACUCAGACAGAUCGGAAGCUGGUGCUCUCAGACGACGCAAGGGCGCGGAGAAGAGGGAUUCUCUACCUGCUGCUCUGACUUUCCCCACCAACAGCUACCGUGUUUGGCCUUGAUGUUUACCUGGAAUGGCUUACCUGGAUGGUUACCGUGCUGGGGCGACACCUGAUGCGAUGUAGGCUGAACGCAACUAGGGAAGGCGGUUCUCGGCUGUUCCCUGCGAGCCCGCGGACACCACUCGAGAUGUCCCCUUUUGGUGGCUGGGGACUGCUCUCAGCCUUUCUCGCCCUGCUCUGCUGCACAGGGUCUGGCGAGGAGGCGUUCGAGGUACGCAUGUGGCCAGAGCAGCUGAUGGUGGAGUCUGGGGAGUCUCAGGUGAUUAACUGUAGUACCACCUGUACGCAGCCCAACGCCGGUGGUCUGGAGACCACCCUACACAAGACUCUCCUGGAGGAACAGGCUCAGUGGAAGCUGUAUGAGGUCUUCAACGUCUCCCAGGACACAGAUGUCAUUUGCCAUUUCACCUGCUCCGGGAAGCAGGAGUCCAGGAGUCUGAACAUCAGUGUGUUCUACCCUCCAAAGCAAGUGCUGCUGAAGUUAUGGCCCACUUUAGUGGCUGUAGGGAGAUCGUUCACCAUCCAGUGCAGAGUGCCCUCUGUGGCACCCCUCGAAGGUCUCACUGUCACCCUGCUCCGUGGCAGUGAGAUCGUAUACAACCAGACCUUUGUGGGGACAACACUUUCCCCCCAAGAGGCCAUGGUCACCCACAACACCACGGCUCACAGGGAAGACGACCGCCACAACUUCUCCUGCAGGGCCGAGAUGGACCUGCGCUCUCGCGGCGGGGACCUCGUUCACAGCGUCUCAGAUCCCCAGGCGCUCGACGUCUAUGAGCCUGCACAGGACAACCAGACGGUCAUCAUCAUCACGGUCGUGUCAGUGCUGCUCUUCUUGUUUGUGACAUCUGUCCUGCUGUGCUUUGUCUUUGGCCAGCAGUGGCACCAGAGGCGGACAGGUACCUACGGGGUGCAAGCUGCUUGGAGGAGGCUGAGGUGGGCCUACCGGGCAUAGCCUACGUGAGCGGCGUGGCCACCAGCAUGGCAGCCACUGGAACUCAGCACGGCUCCUUAGGGUUGUGGUUCAGCCCUGGCUGAAGGCCCGUGCCAAGCAGCAGAGGACUUCAGGGACCCUGCCUUUUCUAGUCUGAAUACAAACACCCGGACUUAACCCUGUGCCUCAGUGUCUCCUCCUGGGAAUGGUCAGGAAGGGGAGCCACCAGGCCCGGCUGGACUUCGGUCUCCAAAUGUCCCCUCAGCCUCCCUCCACCCUCUCCUUCACGGGGGCCUUCCAGAGCCCCGGGGAGCCCAGGCCCUGGGGCGCCCCCAUGCUGACCAACCCAGGCACCAGACGCCCACCCUCAUCGGACACUGAGUGACUCAUUCCUACUGAGGGAGGGUGGGGAGAUGCACCCUGGCCCAGAGGGGCAGAGAGACACUCUGUUCCCACGUGGCCCUCUGGGACCGCAGGCCCUCCGUGUCAGAGCAGGGCAUGGCUCUGACCUUUCCUUUCUGUCAACAGAGCCAGCUUCCAGGGGUAAGCAUGGGGGCCCCAAGGGCUCAGCUUCAGGAUCUCCUCAGCCAGGCCUCCCCCAUCACUCUGGGCCUUCAGAGAGCCACGGACAACAAAAGCAGUCCUCGCCUCUUACCUCCUGCUCCGUUAUUGGGCCAACCCGAGACGCCGCAGCGCUGGCCAUCCCCGGGGUGGUGGGUGGGGGAGUGGAGGUCGAGGGAGGGCUCUGGUUCCCAGGCCUCUGCCAGCCCAGGCAGCAAUCACCGGGACAGGCUUGGGCUUUUGUGUGACCGCCAGGGCCUGGGCACUGCUCUAAGGGGCUCUCACCCCGAAGCAGAGAUCAGACUGCUUCAAGGUCUCCGUGGGGUAGAGAGGGGACUGACUGACCUCGGGGAGAGGGCCUAGUUGGGGCUCAGGGGGUAAGAAGGGCUGCCAGGCAUAGGUGCAGGGUUGGAAAAGCAGUAGCGGGGCACACAGGGGCUCCG